Huiozyma naganishii CBS 8797 is the source of this 1494-nucleotide messenger RNA. RefSeq names its product Ice2p (gene ICE2). NCBI's taxonomy places the organism in Eukaryota, Fungi, Ascomycota, Saccharomycetes, Saccharomycetales, Saccharomycetaceae. Gene Ontology annotation, biological process: endoplasmic reticulum inheritance; septin ring assembly. Gene Ontology annotation, cellular component: endoplasmic reticulum membrane; perinuclear endoplasmic reticulum; cortical endoplasmic reticulum. The transcript has a single exon. The record is from RefSeq and is a predicted model, not a curated record. The coding region runs from base 1 to 1494 and encodes 497 amino acids.
AUGACGGCAACACUGACUUCUGGUUUCAUAAGAGGGUGUCGGAUUUGCUCCGGUGCACUCUAUCUUUUGUUGACGUUAAUUUCCAUACCGAUAUCGUUCAAAGUAGGUGGGCUGUACUGCGGACUUGCAUUUACGGCAACGCUUUUCAUACUAUAUUUUGUUUCGACGACAUUGAGCAUAAUUGCUCGAAAGAAUGGGAACCGAAUCUAUAUAGUACUGAGUAGCAUUUUGUACUAUUGCCAGCACUUCAUCAUUGCUUCAUUAUUACAUUUGUUUCUAUCCGGGUUCUCCAAUGCAGAAUUGCACAAGAUUAUUGAAAACGAUGCUAUCCCAAUCGAGUCACUGACUUCCAUACUGAACGUGAGUAUGUCUUCUUCGGAGGCCAACUGGAUUUUUUACUACUACUAUUACAAAUAUGUGGUAACCCCGUGGAAGUUUGUUCUAUCGCACUCGACGCCCUUCUUUACUUUAUCCGAGGGGUUCUUUACAAUCCUUGCCAUCCAGGCCAUAGGCGAGACCAACAAAUGGUUGUGCUAUGAGAAGAACUCAAAUGCGUGGAUUAUAUCGUCGCUGCUUACAUCCAGUGCCGUUAUAUCAGCAGCACUGUAUUACCUGUACAGAAUAUACGUGACUCCAAUUUGGGAACUCACAGUGCAAACUGCUUCUCUGUUAGGGUUUGUUCUCUCGUUGGUUUCCGGGUUGGGCAUCUAUGGUAUCGUAUCUGAUAGUGGGUCGGUUAUUGAAAGCUCUUUAUUUUUCGCCUAUAUCGUCCGUUGCAUCUACGAAAUAUCGCCAAAGUUAGCAACAACGGCCACGGACGAAUUAUUGGAACUGUUCAAAGAUGUGUGGCAGAAGAGACAGGGCAAUUUGCCGAUAAGAAAUAAUCUCAUCUUCUACUACAAUAAUGUAAUCUUGAAGAACAUAGAGAUGGCGUGGGAUAACUUCAUUUUACGAACGGGUACAUCCGGAACUUUCAACUACAACCCAUCUUUGCUGCUCAACAACACGUGGAAAUUUUGCAAACCUAUCUGGAAAUUUUUCAAGAAUUUUACGUUAAGUGUACCGUUUUCAAUCAGAGAGAUCUUACUCAUGACUUGGAAGAUGUCGCUAGAGUCCGUGUCACCAGCUGUUGUGAUAAAUCUAUGUUUCAGAAUUCUAAUUUUCUAUUCAGCGACAAGGAUCGUCCCGUCGUUACAGAGAAAGGACGCGAGGGAGCAAAGGCGAAGUCGCAAAGUUAUGGAAUUGGUAUACUGGUACAGCCCCUGUAUUCUGAUCGCCAUGUACGCUCACUUAAUUCUACAGUAUUCUAGCGAGCUGAAAAACGAACUCUGUCUAUGGGGCUGUAAUAACAUACUUUUAGGCUACAAUACAGACCAGAAUGAGACAGUUGUUGUCGAUGCCUGGAGGUUCUGGAAUUGGUGCAACGUUUUCUGCACGAUACUGGUGUAUGCUAACGAAUUAAUAGGUGACACAACUCACACCGAGAUCAGUUAA